AUGGCCCUUGUAUCUAAACAGUCAAAAUUAUUUGAAAUGACUUGCAGAGGUAUUGAGGCUAAGCAGCCCAACUCUGCUAUUCGUAAAUGUGCUAGGGUUCAAUUGAUCAAAAACGGGAAGAAGAUCGCUGCAUCCGUUCCUAACGAUGGUUGUUUGAACUACAUUGAAGAAAAUGAUGAGGUGUUGAUUGCUGGAUUUGGUCGAAAGGGUCAUGCCGUAGGAGAUAUUCCUGGUGUCAGAUUCAAAGUUGUGAAGGUUUCUGGUGUAUCUCUCUUGUCUCUCUUCAAGGAGAAAAAGGAGAAACCAAGAUCUUAAUUUGCCAUUUUUGCCAAAAUACUGUUUCCAUGGACUUCUAGUUUUCAGAGGAAGUAGAAGAACUUGAUGAAAAAGAAGAAUUGUUCUCAAAGUUGUUAACUUUUUAUUCUUCUUGGAUUUUUGGUGAAUCUGUGAUUAGUGUGGAAGUUGUAGAAACACCAUUGAUGAGAGUUGUGGAGCUUCACG
Messenger RNA from Lycium barbarum (goji berry), 501 nucleotides. Its product is annotated as small ribosomal subunit protein uS12y-like. The record is from RefSeq and is a predicted model, not a curated record. The transcript has a single exon. Bases 1 to 315 code for a protein of 104 amino acids. Gene Ontology annotation, cellular component: cytosolic small ribosomal subunit; ribosome. Gene Ontology annotation, biological process: translation. NCBI's taxonomy places the organism in Eukaryota, Viridiplantae, Streptophyta, Magnoliopsida, Solanales, Solanaceae. Gene Ontology annotation, molecular function: structural constituent of ribosome.